UGAGAGAGCAUUUUUUUUUUUGGCUUCCCCCUCGGUGCGCGUGCGCAGAACAGCAGCCGGAAGCCGGAGUACGGCCGAGUGCAUGGGGUACAUGAGGGUCGGCGGAGCUUCCCACCGUCUGAUUUCAGGUGAAGUUGCAGAAGUGCUGAAUCAAUGACUGGAAUCAGUAAUGGGCUUCAUGAGAGCCAACAAACUGAAGCUUAAUCCUGAUAAGGUACAGGUUUUGUAGGCUUAGUCCCCCCCCCUUUCUGCGUGGAGCAAGCUGCCUUCAGAUUAUGUACAAUGGGACUACGGAUUCACUUUGUUGUUGAUCCUCAGGGCUGGUUCUGUAUGGGCCUGAUUAUCUUUGUUUGGCUUUUCAAUACGCUCUUCGUUCCAAAAAUUAUCCUCUUUCCACACUAUGAAGAGGAGCAUAUAUCACUGGUUACACUACUGUGUUACUACCUAGUUGCAUUUUUCUGUGUUGUCUCAUUACUGAGAGCCUCAGUAGCUGAUCCAGGAAGACUACCUGAAAGCCCAAAGAUACCAGUUACAGAAAGAGACUUUUGGGAAUUAUGUAAUAAAUGUAAUAUGAUGAGACCAAAGCGUUCCCACCAUUGCAGUCGAUGUGGACACUGUGUUAGGAAAAUGGACCAUCAUUGCCCGUGGAUUAAUAACUGCGUUGGUGAAGAUAAUCACUGGCUGUUUUUGCAGCUGUGCUUCUACACAGAACUUCUCAGUUCUUACACGCUGCUACUUGAUUUCUGCCACUGUUAUUACUUUGAACCACUAAAAGAAGUUAAUUGGGAUAUAUUUGUAUUUAGACAUGAACUUGCCCUGAUAAGAAUAUCUACCUUCAUGGGUUUAAUAAUGCUGAUUGGAAUUACGGGACUCUUUUAUACUCAAUUGACUGGUAUAUUCAAUGACACUACAAGCAUAGAAAAACUGGCAAACUGUUGCGAAGACAUAUCGAGACCCCGAAAGCCAUGGCAGCAGACCUUCUCAGAAGUUUUUGGCACUCGCUGGAAGAUCCUGUGGUUUAUUCCUUUCAGGCAAAGGCGACCACUGAGAGUUCCCCACCACUUUGCCAAUCACGUCUAAACAGAUGGAUGGUGGGCACAGAUGGGUCCUCCAUGCUGGAAGUGUGUUGCAGGUUUUGUGAUAAUAGAACCAUGACAGUCCUCAAGCCAAUUAAAAUCUACCCACCAAUCUUAGACGUCACAAUGUGCCCCAGGCUUUAUUUUAAUAAUAAUGAUCUUGAUUCCGUAUUGGGAUUAAAUGCACAUUUCUCUGUUUACUUUUAAAGUGUACUUACUUUCAAAUUAGCUUUUUAGAGGAAUUACUUUAAUAUUUGAGGUUAAUAACAAACACAGCUGAUGUACAAAGUUAUGAACAAAAUUGUUUUUAUAUUGGACAGUGUGAUAUGUUUUACAUAGAUGAAUAGGUUUCAAAAGUGUCUUGUCUGCCUUGAAUUUUUUCAUUCUUUUUUUUUUUAAUCAAUAAUACUUACUAGAUUAUGUGGCAAGACCCUUUUCCUGCUUACCUGGCUUAAAAUCCACAAAGUUGUCUUUUAUUUAUGAUGCAUGAUAUCAGUUGAACAGUUCAUCUCUAGAAAAGGGUGGCGUUUUAACACUGGGUUUUUUUUAAAGCAAGGGCAAUUUUGUGUCUUAUGUCCUCAGUUUUAUAUAUUUAAAAAGUGUCUAUUGUUCCUGUGUAAAGCAAAGCAGAAGAAUUCAGCCCUAAGUCUAAAAGGAAGAAAAAGAUUCUUUUCCUGAUUUUUGUAAAUGCAAUAAUUAGCCCUUUGUGGUAGAUGUGUAUUUUUUAAAAUUAGGCAUGAUCGAGUCAAAGUUACGCAUCUCUUCAAUCCUAAUUGGGGGGGGGGGCAUGUGAGCCACCUGCCCAUCGGUUUCCUGAAUGGUAGCUGUGCUAGUCUGUUGCAGCAAAAAUAUCCAAAGGUCUUAUAGCACCUUAAUGACUAACAAAUUUAUUAUGACAUGUGUUUCUGUGGGUUUUCGCUGCAAUCCUCAACACAUUUACCUGGGGGGUAAGUCCCAUUGAACUCAAUAGGACUUACUUCCAAGCAGACUUGCAGAAGACUGCACUGCUUAAUUUUGGCUGGAUCAUACCUAUAGGUUUUUCUGAUCGGUAUAAAAUAUAGCUAAUAUAAACAUAUAAAAUACUGUGUUGUCACUGAAAUAAUACUUGUUUUGUAUAGUCACUGCUAGAAAUAUAUAGAAUUUAAAUCACAAGCGUGCAUAGGUUGGGUAAUAUAUGUGGGAUAUAUUUUUAAAAAUAGUAUUUAUAUAUAGCAAAUAUGGAUGUUAAAAAGAUAAACAAUAGUUAAGUGUGUAUGAGAUCGUAGUAAUUUAUUAAAUUGCAGUUGGUGAUUAAAAGCGAGAUGAAGCAGGCAUACCUAUACGGCAAUAUUAGACCUGAUCAAACGGUAAUCCGAGUCAAAGAUCUAUGUUGGUGUUGAUUUCAGGUUUAUGUCAAGUACUAAUCAGGAGGAUGGGUAAAUUCUUUAAAAUAAAAUAAAAAUUAGCAAAAUAGCUCCCCAUUAAAAGGAUCCUUCCUAUUCAGAAGGCUGAUCCAGAGAAACAGUUCUGAGAAAUGUUGUGUAGAUAGCAGCAGUGCACUAAAUCAAGGACAGCAUCACAGUUUGCAGCAAGAACCCUGGCUUAACCCCAGUUGUACUGCCGGUAAAGAAGCAUUGCUGUCCUGGUGCUUUUCCGCCUUAUCGUAUCUAUUUCCUUUCGAGUGCUGUUGUCAGCCAGUUCAAACCUUGUGUCGUAACCGUCCCGAGGUACAGCGUGUGUGCAGCUCUCCCUUCGGCGGCCCGCUUUUGAGCCUUUGUGCUGCUGAUUGCUGCACGACCAGCCCUAUCAGACAUGAGUCAGGCAGGUGGCAUUGGCAAAGGAAGCAAACGCCUUCUGGUUCUUCAAAAGUUGCCGCAUGCCCAGAUUUCAGCAUAAGCGCUUUGCCCAUGGAAGCAUGAUCUGUGCUCCACUUUUGCAUAUAAAAGGUGCUCACCUGUGCAAGCAGAUUUUGCACCCUAGCAAUCUUCAGCCUGCGUGGUACUGGGCAGGCAAAUACUGCAUGUGGUUAAAGUGACUCAUGUCGGAUAGGAGAUCUGUCCUACAAAAACAGAACUAGACAUCCUAAACUGUAUCUCACAGAGAUGUAACUUUAUUAUAAACUUGAUUACAUUGUGGUUGCUAGCAAAUACUUCCAAGUAAGUAAGAAAG
This is a messenger RNA of Podarcis raffonei (Aeolian wall lizard), 3224 nucleotides long. It is a transcript of the gene ZDHHC21, whose product is annotated as zinc finger DHHC-type palmitoyltransferase 21. Gene Ontology annotation, cellular component: Golgi apparatus; endoplasmic reticulum. Lineage: Eukaryota; Metazoa; Chordata; Lepidosauria; Squamata; Lacertidae. The record is from RefSeq and is a predicted model, not a curated record. Gene Ontology annotation, biological process: protein targeting to membrane; peptidyl-L-cysteine S-palmitoylation. The transcript has 9 exons. Bases 283 to 1080 code for a protein of 265 amino acids. Gene Ontology annotation, molecular function: protein-cysteine S-palmitoyltransferase activity.